Mucor velutinosus is the source of this 1767-nucleotide messenger RNA. RefSeq lists its product as uncharacterized. Gene Ontology annotation, cellular component: nucleus. The transcript is spliced from 3 exons. Bases 1 to 1767 code for a protein of 588 amino acids. Lineage: Eukaryota; Fungi; Mucoromycota; Mucoromycetes; Mucorales; Mucoraceae. Gene Ontology annotation, biological process: mRNA splicing, via spliceosome. The record is from RefSeq and is a predicted model, not a curated record.
AUGAGCGAAGGAUUAAGUCAGGAUGAUUUCAGAAAACUGCUAGCGACUCCACGACGACCUGAUUACGAUGGCAACAACUCGAGUGCACAGUUUAAAGCACCUGCUCCUAAAAUACCAAGAGGCACAGGCGCAAUCUUUGCUCAGCCUCGUUCAAUGAGGAAGAAGCCUUUCAAAAAGAACGUUAGCAAAGACGACCAAGCGGAAAAGGACGCCAACGAACAGCAAGAAAAGACAGCAUAUCGCGAUAGAGCUGCUGAGAGACGCAAGCAAGACGAGUCUAAAACAACGUCAGAAGAUCAAUUGACAACUGAAGAGCUUUUGCAACGAACCCAAAGAGAGGCAGGCCAAGAGUUGGACGCAAGACAGCUGUACGAGCAGUCGAAAUUCCUAGGCGGCGAUGUGGAUCACACGCAUCUUGUCAAAGGCCUCGACUUUGCCUUGCUGAAAAAAGUGAGAACAGACCUUGGAAAGCAACCUGCCAGCAACAACCCGACGAAAGAAAAAGAAGAAGAGCAUGCUGAAGCCUCGCAAGCCAUGGAUGUGGAUAAUGACCUGGAUCAAGUGUUGGACAAGUUUGAACGCGGAGAAAAGAUUGCAGACGACGCUGACAGUGGCGAAACAGAGAUGGAGGAUGUAUCUAUGGAGAAGCACAACAAACCCAAGUUCCACACAUUGAUGGCCAAAAACAUCUUUGAACAUAUUCAGCAUCAAGUCCACCCUGAAGAUCAGUCUCGUGUUGAGUUGUUUGAGCCUGGAAGAAUGGCAUUUGUGUUUGAAUUGGCCGAUGAAGUGGGUCAUUACUCGGACGCUUUUGCUAUCCCCACUGCCAUGAUUCGAAGCAAAGCAGAUAUUGCUGCUAAACUAGCACGGAUGGGCUGGUCAGAGGAAUCACAGGCAGAGUCAAGCUUAGUGAUUGAAAAGAUCUCGCAAGUCAUGAAUCGCAUUCGAUACGGUGGUGGUGGUCCUACUGCUGGUCAUGCGGAAAGUGCCAAGAGACCUGUGAUAUCAGCAGCAACAGCAGCGAGGAUAACCAAGGAGCCAGUGGCUAUGGUGGAAGAUGGAUUUGUGGGCGACAUCUUUGCUGAUGUGGGCCGUGAUUAUGAAUUGGAUGAGAGCUCACAUACACAGACAAACGACGAAGCAAAGGGCGACUAUUUCAAAGGACUUGUCGCGGAUCAAGAUGAAGAAAAAGACCAAGAAAUGACAGAGGCUAGCAAUGAUGCUGUCAAUGCAUUGCUGUCACAGGCAACAGCAGGCAAACGUACACAAGAUAUGCCAGAAGAACAGCAGCCAAACGACGCUAAAAAAGAUACAGCUACCCAUAAGCGAAAAUACAAUCACAUUGAAAUGGAUGCGGAUGCAGCAGAUAUCGACAUGUUUGGCUUGAGUUCAUCUGCUUUACCCACCUCAUUCGAAGAGCACACAACCGCAUAUCAAUCGGAUGACGACGACAAGGAGGAUAUAGCCACACACAAAGAUAAAUCAUCGGCGGCGGCUGUGACGCAAAUGAUGGAUCAAGGCACAAAUAAAAACAAGAAGGCUCAAUUGACAAGAUGGGAUUUCGAUACAGAAGAUGAAUGGCAAAACUACAAAGACAAUAUCGAAAUUCAUCCUAAAAGUGCAUUUCAAUACGGCGUCAAAUUGGGUGACGGCAGAAAGCGAAAUAGGGAGAGAAAAGGAAUGAAUGAUAAGCAACGGCUGGAUCGAGAUUACCAACAAGUGAAAAAUAUCAUGUCAAAAAAAUACGGCAAAUCACUGGAUUCUUAA